GUUUCUGAAGAAGACCAACCAUGCUCAGUCAACCUCCAUCACAUGAUUAAGUCAAACAACAACUAACUAACUUUUUAAGCUUGUGGUAUUGUAAUUUCCAACAUUGAUUUGAUUCUCCUCUGAUCACGUCCAACUGAAAACAUCAGACUGAGCAGCAGGAGAGUCCUAACACUGGGUCAACGGGCAAGGAGCGCUGCAGCUCUCCCACCUGUUUAUUGGGGGCAAUUAGUGUUCAGGGAGGUUUUAAAACUCAGCACAUACUGCAGGCAGCGUCACUGCAGCAGGAACCUGAGAUGAGGCGGUGUGUAGCUGUCGUCCUAGCAGUGCUGCAGCUCUGCAGCCCAGCGCUGCAGUCUGACCUGCAGCUCUUCGUCUCACAGCUGCAGGACGGACAAGAAAAACCCAGCAAGCCAUGGCUUAACCCCACGCUGGAGGAUGUUGUCCCUUCUCGGGAAAUCAUCAAACCUCCCAAAAUUAGAGAGAUGCCGCAAAACGAGAUGACCUCACACUCCUUCCCCAUGUUUGGUGAACACACGAACCUGAAGUGGGUCACAUGGAAUGGCUCCCUUCCAAACGGCGCUGUCGCCAUCUUCAACGGCUACACCGAACGCACCGACUACGUGUGCAAAGUCAACUGCGAGGCCGGCUUCUACACUCCCAGCAAAGGGAACUUCUGCCAGUACCCGUACGCCGACCACGAGUACGCAUCCUCCAAGUUCGAAGUGCUGGUCAACGUGGACCACUUUGAGUUCCUGGAGUGGGUUGAAGAUUCGUACGGGUCCGUUCCCCCGUAUGCUGUCAGAACCUGCCCCGACGUGGACAUCUACGUGGGCAAAAACAAGUAUGGUCUUGGCAAGGUGGUGACCAAACACGAGGCCUUCUUCCUCCCCUGGGAGGGCGAUGAGUACUGGUACAAGAGCUACCAGGUGCUCGCUAUCAACAGAGACAGCUACAGUCAGCACAUCUCUCACGUGGAGUACGGCAUCGACCAGAUGGAGCUGUUCCACUAUCCUCCGGAAACCCUGCAACUCGCCAAGGUCACCAACCUGGAGUGCAGCAGUGUGGCGAAGACGGUGAAGCUGGAGAAGACCAGCACAGUGGAGAAGAGCUGGGACAUCGGCCGACAGACCCGCAACGGCUCCGUGUCCACCAUGAAGGCCAAAGUGCCCAUCCUUGGCCCGGGGACCGUGGAUUUCACCAAGGAGCAGACAGUGACCUUCUCAGAGGGGACCACCAUGAUGGAGUCCAUCAGUCAUUCUGUGUCCGUGGAGCUGCUCGUCCCUCCCAACCACUCCUGCAGCGUGAGGAUGGACGGCAGGAAGAUGACGGCAGACAUCCCCUUCACCGGCAGGCUGAGCAGGACCAACUACAACGGAGACACCCACUGGACGACCAUCACGGGCACCUACGACGGCGUGAGAGUCGGUGAGAUCAACGCCGUGGUGGAGAGGUGUCAGCCGGUGACUGAUGCUGUUCCCUGCUCUCCAGCUGAAGACUGAUGAGCCGUCUGUUAAAUUUACAACUCGAAGACCAAAUAUAAAAAACUUUUUGCAAAUAAAAAUUCACUGAACUUCAA
Molecule: messenger RNA, 1576 nt
Organism: Thunnus maccoyii (southern bluefin tuna)
Lineage: Eukaryota; Metazoa; Chordata; Actinopteri; Scombriformes; Scombridae
Product: natterin-3-like
Exons: 3
Coding region: 294-1499 (401 amino acids)
Source: RefSeq, a predicted model, not a curated record